AACACGAGACGUCUAAGCAUAACACAGUCAACUCUUCAGUCAAGAAGUCUUUCGCACAGAAGAAACCCCAAAAACCAACCAGCAAAAUGUUCAAACUGAUCGCCCUCGUGUCCGCCCUGUGCGCCGUUGCCAACGCCGGACUGAUCUCGCCCUAUAGCCAUGGCUAUGGACUGGGAUACGGCGCCGCCCUGGCUCCCGCCUACGCCCCGGCCGUGAUCUCGCACGCCCCGAUCAUCAAGAGCUACGCCGCCCCCAUUGUGGCCCACCACCCGGUGGCCACUUCGUACGCCAACACCUACAAGGUGGCCACCAAGGCCUACCCCGUGGUGCACGCCGCUCCCCUGGUGCACGCCGCCCCCCUCAUCCACUCCGCCCCUCUGGUGCACGCCUCCCCGGCCCUGCACACCACCUCCACCUACCACGGCGGCUACGGCAGCUAUGGCGGAUACGGUAGCUACGGCAGUCUGGGAUACGCUGGCCUCGGACACGGCUACGGACACGGAUACCUGCACUAAGGAGUGGCCGCAUCUCACAUCCACGACGACUCUGCGUUGACGACCCUCAUCAUCCGUGCACCCAUCCAUAUCCAUCGAGAGAUUCUGAAGGCGGGACAUUCGCAUUUUGCUGCCGUCAAAGUGUGGAUUUGCAUUUCGUAGAUCAACAAGCUCCGUAUCGAAUCCGAAUUGUGUACAAAUUUCUUAGCACCGCCCCCUUUGAACCGCCCACAAAACUCCGAGCCCAGAGACAGAGACAGAGACAUCUAGAGACCUAAGGGAGCAGGCACCGAGCGAGAGAAAGAGAAGGAGAGAUCAAGUUUCAAUGAUUUUGCUAUUUUCUGUGCAAGUUUCACUGCACUCAAGGCUUCGACACUUUUUUUUUUGAAUAAACGAUAAACAAAACACUUAAAA
Molecule: messenger RNA, 908 nt
Organism: Drosophila miranda
Lineage: Eukaryota; Metazoa; Arthropoda; Insecta; Diptera; Drosophilidae
Product: cuticle protein 10.6
Exons: 2
Coding region: 87-515 (142 amino acids)
Source: RefSeq, a predicted model, not a curated record